Messenger RNA from Gavialis gangeticus (Gharial), 3322 nucleotides. It is a transcript of the gene MEAK7, whose product is annotated as TBC/LysM-associated domain containing 1. The transcript is spliced from 8 exons. The coding region runs from base 3 to 1535 and encodes 510 amino acids. The record is from RefSeq and is a predicted model, not a curated record. Gene Ontology annotation, biological process: TOR signaling. Lineage: Eukaryota; Metazoa; Chordata; Crocodylia; Gavialidae.
UAAUGUUUAUAUUGUUUCCUUUGAGUGCAUUGAAUCUCUGUUUUUGCUGUACUUGCAGUACUUUGUGUGUAAUUAAAUUAUUUCAACUUGCAAAAUUUGUGCCUGUAGGACUCCAUCACCUUUCUGGAAAGAUGGGCAACACAGAAAGCAGCUCCUAUCAGAAUCAUCUUUCCAGGUUUCUUCCUGAAGAACAGACGGAUAUUGAUAAAGUAUUUGAUACCUUAUCUGGGGUGGAUGGUCCAGCAGGAGUAAAGAAUGAAAAAACCACCAGAAAAUUUGUGACUCUGGCAAAGCUAAAGGCCUACACACAGCAAGCGUUACCAGAGCAGAUGACCAUCAGAUUAUUCAAUGGAAUGAGGAGUGUCAACCUGCCUGGGAAGGCUGCUGGGCCAAGUGAACAGAUUGUUAAGGAGCAGUUUGUAAUGUUUAUGUCAUACCUUUUAAAAGGCCUGGCAGAUGAGAAGAGUGGCAUCAUAAUGGGAAUGAUCUCUGAGACGGCAGGGCCUGUGACGAGGAAACAGAUCCAAGAGUUCACAGAGCAUCUCGUCACUGUUGCAGUCCAUGUACUGAACUAUAGGAAGGAGCUGAAGGGCUGGGAUCUGGAAAAGACUCGAGAUGUUGCCAGCGGAGUAAAGACACUGGCUUCUCAGCUGCUGUCGGAACUGAGACCUGCAGGUGGAGAGAGUCUCGUGGGUGCUGAGCUACAGAAUGCCACGUGCGAUCAAAGUGUCAUUGAGGACUGGGUGUUUCGAGUGCCACAGAUCUCUACUUUCCUCAGCGUUGUUAUCAGGCUGGGGCUCCUUGUUCUUCAUUCAGUUCCAGAUGAGGCCAAAGACCUAGUCAAUUUGGUUCCCAAAUGCAAAGGCCUCAAAGGAGAAGGAUUUGUUAGUCUCCUUGACAUUCCAUCCAUUAUAUACAUCAACUCCUAUCUGCCAAUGGAGCUGCAGCACAAAUGGAGGCUUCUGUUUUCUUCUAGGCUUCACGGAGAAAGUUUUUCACAGUUAUGUGGCCAUAUUGUAAGUAAGGGCCCCUGCCUACUGGUCUUAAAGGACACAGAUGGAUACAUCUUUGGUGGGUUUGCAUCACAUUCGUGGGAAGUUAAACCGCAGUUUCAAGGUGACAACAGAUGCUUCUUGUUUUCUAUUUUCCCGUCUCUUGCCAUGUACUUGGACACUGGAUACAAUGACCACUAUAUGUACCUGAAUCAUGGGCAGCAAACUAUGCCAAAUGGACUCGGCAUGGGUGGGCAGCAUGAGUACUUUGGACUCUGGAUAGACUGUGACUAUGGGAAGGGACACAGCAAAGCAAAAUCUAGAUGUACCACCUACAACAGUCCUCAGCUGUCAGCUAAGGAAGACUUUACACUAGAUGCCAUGGAAGUGUGGGCAGUGGGAGAGGUCCCAGAAACUGAAGAGACAAAGGGUAAGAAGAGUGUCCUUGAUGCUGACCCUGAGGCUCAGGCCUUGCUGGAAAUGACAGGGAAGAGUCGUCAGAGCGAAGGGUUGCGAACACCGGCGGAAGACGAUGAUAAUUAAAGUGACCUUGUGACUCAGGAAAUUCUACCUGAUUCGGAGACCUGAUUUUUCUCAGACAGGAGAUUUUCUCCUCUGUUUCUAUUUGCAUAAUUUCCUGAAACUAGCAUGAAGUAUGAGUAUGUAAUAUGUAGGUUCUGGAAGAUGGCAUGACUGUAGGUUAUUUGUGUGGGGAGAGUCAGCAUUUUAAAUAGCUGAUUAAGCCCUUUAUUAAUCUGUGCUGGUUGUAGCUCCAUAUAAAUUGGGUAGCCCUCCUAGUAGGCCCAUCUUCCUCUCAUCAUGUAGAAUUAAGAACAAAUAUUAGCACUGCUGCUUAUUGACAUGGAGUAUUAACUGGGACUAUAUAUAGGCUGUUCAAAGAUGUCAAACAAGCUUCUGAUAACUCAGCUGAAAACUUAUUUCUGGCAGAUGAAAUCAGGUCCAGCAGUGUGUUAUUUUUUAAACUCUCUGUACACACAACAGUCCAAUUAAUCUUUUAGGAAAGAUUCACUUAAUUUGCUUUGUUGCUGUAAAUGUUUCAAAAUCCAGCUUUUCAAUACGUUCUAAGGUACGGGAUUUUAUGCAGAAAUACGGAGCACUGGAUAUAGUGGUUCUGGCAUUGCACUGAAUUAUGUUACACAUUACUUGUUUCAAGUUCUAGUUAGUUCACGAGUUGGUAUAGAAUUUGCCCUGUUGCUUUUAAAUUUAGCAAAAUGAAAAGGUCAGAGAACCAUUCAGCCACACAGGACUCCUAACUAGUUGACCCAGUCCUGUAAUCUUUUUACUCAGGAAUAACUCCCAUUGGGUAGAUUGACACAUUUCAUGGAAAAUGCCUUCACUUGUGGCGUCAUCCAUAAUUGGAGUGCAGGGUUAGGCCAUAAGAAGUGAUAAGUCACAAGCCCUUCACAGAUGCCUUGAAUGGUUCAAGUUUAACAUUGCCUGGAAAAAGAGUUUUUUAAUACUCUGUUUUUGGUUUUAGAAAAACUAACAAUCAGGAUAUAUUUUUUAAAAGUACCUUAACUCCAAGUACACUGCUACUUUUCCUUAUUUCUCUAUUUUCUGCACUUGUCUCUGUUGGUGAGUAGCUACAGUCUAUUACACUCAGGGCUUUUUUUAUUAGAUUCCAGUCCCAGCAACCAGUACGUUGGUAGCUUGACUAUUGCUGACUUUCCAACUAUGUAAUUAACUAAUUAAUAACACCUACUUGCACUGGGGACCUUUCCAUCCCAGGUAGAGAAACAGGGAAGUGAAAUUCAGUAUUUGUUCUCAUGAUUAACACGUAUAAUUGAGCGUGCCUUUUCCUAGUAAAAAAGAUAGUUUCAAAGAAUCUUCCUAUUCCACUGUCUGUUGUCAGAGAGGGGACCUGAAUUUUCACUGUUGCCACAACUUAGUGCAAAUAACAUGCUAUAACAGGAUAUAUGUAGAUACCUACAUACAGGCUCCAGUUAGGCCUAAGAUUAUCCUGAAAGUAUAUUCUGAUAUACCUUUUACCAUGGUGCUUGUGUAUAGGGUGCUGAAGUAGGCUGUUUCAAUUCGCCUGCAUUUGUGCCUUCAAUGUGUACUGUGAAAAGUAAUGGUUCUGGAAAGGGGAAUGUGAAUGGAUCCCUCCAGCUCUUGCUCCUGGUAAUCAGCAACACAUGUUGUAUCCUACCUAUAAUGAUGGUUAUGGUGUAUAUGGUAGCUAGUUAGACACAUAGGAUAUCUCAGGCCUGAGCCAGUAUUCUCAUACCUAUACCUAUGGGUGGCUAUACAUAUGAUCCAGGAUGGAGGGAGAGAGUGCAUUAACUAAAGCUGCUCUGAUAGCUGCUUUA